This is a messenger RNA of Galleria mellonella (greater wax moth), 1718 nucleotides long. RefSeq names its product transmembrane protease serine 9-like. Gene Ontology annotation, molecular function: serine-type endopeptidase activity. The record is from RefSeq and is a predicted model, not a curated record. Bases 87 to 1625 code for a protein of 512 amino acids. The transcript has 8 exons. Gene Ontology annotation, biological process: proteolysis. NCBI's taxonomy places the organism in Eukaryota, Metazoa, Arthropoda, Insecta, Lepidoptera, Pyralidae.
ACCAUAAUAAUACGGUCGUAAUGGUAUAAAUAUCGUGUGUUCGUUACUCUGUUAUGUCUAAGGGCUUUUUGAAGUGAAGAGACAAAAUGCGUUCUAUAAUUGUGUGGUUGACUGUCAUCGCUGCUGUUGCAGCCGUACCUAAGAACCCGCAGCGUAUCAUAGGUGGUGAACUUACCAAUAUCAAUAACUACCCAGAGAUCGCUGCACUCUUGUUCUCAUGGAACGGUAUUGCAUACAGCCAAGCGUGCGGUGGAUCUAUCCUUAACAAGAGAUCCAUCUUGUCUGCUGCUCACUGCUUUGUCGGUGACCCAGCAAACAGAUGGCGCGUUCGCGUUGGUUCUACCAACGCUAACAGCGGUGGUGUUGUUCAUAAUGUCGAUGCCAUCAUCACCCACGGCAGCUACAACAACGGGACCAACGACAAUGACCUCUCUAUUUUGCGUCUCUCCUCGAACCUUGUGUACACCGAUGUCAUUCAGCCUGCCAGCAUUGCUGGAUCCAGUUACAACCUCGCUGACAACCAAGUUGUCUAUGCAGCUGGAUGGGGUGCUACAUCUGUCGGCGGUUCUGGCUCUGAACAACUUCAACACGUACAAGUCUGGACUGUGAACCAAGAGAUAUGCAGGAACCGUUACGCUGAAAUCGGUCAUGCUCUAACGGACAACAUGUUGUGCUCCGGUUGGUUGGAUGUCGGCGGUCGCGACCAGUGCCAGGGCGACUCUGGCGGCCCCCUCUACCACAACAAAGUCGUUGUCGGCGUGUGCUCGUGGGGUGCGCAGUGCGCUGUCGCCCGCUACCCUGGUGUUAACGCUCGUGUGUCUCGCUACGCAGCUUGGAUUCGAGAAAAUUCAGACAAAAUGCGUUCUAUAAUUGUGUGGUUGACUGUCAUCGCUGCUGUUGCAGCCGUACCUAAGAACCCGCAGCGUAUCAUAGGUGGUGAACUUACCAAUAUCAAUAACUACCCAGAGAUCGCUGCACUCUUGUUCUCAUGGAACGGUAUUGCAUACAGCCAAGCGUGCGGUGGAUCUAUCCUUAACAAGAGAUCCAUCUUGUCUGCUGCUCACUGCUUUGUCGGUGACCCAGCAAACAGAUGGCGCGUUCGCGUUGGCUCUACCAACGCUAACAGCGGUGGUGUUGUUCAUAAUGUCGAUGCCAUCAUCACCCACAGUAGCUACAACAACGGGACCAACGACAAUGACCUCUCUAUUUUGCGUCUCUCCUCGAACCUUGUGUACACCGAUGUCAUUCAACCUGCCAGCAUUGCUGGAUCCAGUUACAACCUCGCUGACAACCAAGUUGUCUAUGCUGCUGGAUGGGGUGCCACAUCUGUCGGCGGUUCUGGCUCUGAACAACUUCAACACGUACAAGUCUGGACUGUGAACCAAGAGACAUGCAGGAACCGUUACGCUGAAAUCGGUCAUGCUCUAACGGACAACAUGUUGUGCUCCGGUUGGUUGGAUGUCGGCGGUCGCGACCAGUGCCAGGGCGACUCUGGCGGCCCCCUCUACCACAACAAAGUCGUCGUCGGCGUGUGCUCGUGGGGUGCGCAGUGCGCUGUCGCCCGCUACCCUGGUGUUAACGCUCGUGUGUCUCGCUACGCAGCUUGGAUUCGAGAAAAUUCUUAAACAGCACCAUUGAAAUAUCUUCUCAGUCUAUAUUAUUUGUAUUAACAAUAAAUAUAGACUAUACAAAUUUAUUCAUCUAUAUUAACUGGAAUA